GCCGCCAGACACCACGCCCACAGCACAACAGCCGCCAGACGCGAGUACGAUAGCCAGCAGCCUCGCAAUACGUGUGCCCAGCAGCCGCCGCAAUACCAGACAAGCCGCAGCAACGCUCCCGCCUAGCUCACACAGCAGCCCACAUAACAGCCCACCACACGACGCCAGACACCACGCCCACAGCACAGCAGCCACCGCAGCAACCGCUCGCGCCCAGCCAACAGCCUACAGCAGAGCGAUAACAAGUCAAUAGCUCGUUACGUACCGCCCGACCGCCACCCGCCGACCACGCUACACCUACCGCCCGCACGCUGACCGCACGCCAACCGCACGCAUCCCAAGACCGCCUUCCACCUCCCAGGCACCACCAUCGCGGUGCUACUGACGGGUAACGGGGCGUCCUACCGUAUUUACGUCCACCAUGAAUUCGUUCCUCGCAUACGUUAACGAGCUGCUUGCCAGACCCCAAGAAAGCGCUGCCGGCCUGCUGAGCCCCAGUGCCAUGCCCACGUCUCGGCGAACGUCGAUGUACUCGUCCACGGAUGACGCCGGCCAGCAGGACGCCAACCGCUUCGAGAUUGCGCAACGGGCGCCGGCCAGCAGAGCGCCAACCGCUUCGAGAUUGCGCGCAACGGGCGCCGCGUCGGCGUCGUCAUGCUGGCGCGCCCGGCCUGCCUCGGCGAGGUCAACAACAUGGCCAUUGACUUCUCGGGCGCCGACAUCCCCUGCUACGCCGUGCUCUCAGCACUCGAGUCAGCCAAACGCGUCGACCCCAGCCUCAGCCUACGAUCCGACGCCGGCAUCCACCGCCUUUCGCGCAAGGUCUGGGUCACGGCCAGCGAGGCCACCCUGUACGCGUGCCGUAUCGUCUUUAACCCCACCAUCCCCGUGUCGGCCACGCCCGAGUUCGUUACGAGCGGCGUUAGUCUCGAGUGGAAGAUCCGGCUCGAGUUCGUCGUGCCUACUUACGAUGCCGAGCGCGGCGAGGUUGAGAAUAUUGAAGAAGACGACGAGGAUGUCGAGGAAGACAACAAAGAAGAAAACGACGACGUCGACGAGGACGGUGACGAGGAUGAAGACGGCAGCGGCGAAGGUGGCGCCGACGACAACGGCAGUGAGAAGACAGUCUAGAGGACCCGCCAUCAUCGACGCCACCAAAGAAGCAAUAAGCGCCGCUCGUCGCGGUUGCCAGCACCAGCGGCCCUGUCCACCCGCUGCUCGAAGAAAUUUCCCGCGACGACCGCGGCGGCUCUGUCCUCGUUGCGGCCGAGAACCUGUCACGGAUAAUAGGUUUUGAAGGACUAUGGCUAACAGUUUACCUUAUUGAUUUAGUGUAAAACUAUAAUCGCGUCGCGUG
Lasiosphaeria miniovina is the source of this 1357-nucleotide messenger RNA. RefSeq lists its product as uncharacterized. The record is from RefSeq and is a predicted model, not a curated record. The transcript has a single exon. The coding region runs from base 422 to 1297 and encodes 291 amino acids. Lineage: Eukaryota; Fungi; Ascomycota; Sordariomycetes; Sordariales; Lasiosphaeriaceae.